Messenger RNA from Cucumis melo (muskmelon), 2074 nucleotides. RefSeq names its product pentatricopeptide repeat-containing protein At3g25210, mitochondrial. The record is from RefSeq and is a predicted model, not a curated record. Gene Ontology annotation, molecular function: protein binding. Lineage: Eukaryota; Viridiplantae; Streptophyta; Magnoliopsida; Cucurbitales; Cucurbitaceae. The transcript has a single exon. The coding region runs from base 65 to 1252 and encodes 395 amino acids.
CAAUUAACACAUUUCCCACCAUCCACCAUCCAUUUUGCCCGGCACCUUCCACCGCCGUCACACCAUGCUCGGAAAAUUUCUCCGCCCGAUUGUCUCAUCUUCCCGCAGUCCCCAUCUCUUUUCAUCACCAUUUCAAUCACUUCUCAACCCCAUUCUUCCAUCCCAUCUCCACCCCCGUUUUCUUUGCUCCCUGUCACCACCAUCAUCCGCUUUUCUUCCUCCUCAAGACUCCGACAACCUCAAUCUCCCAAUCCCAAAAGUUCGAACCCAAACUCCUCUCGAGAAGCAAUUCGAAUCAUGGGUUCAGAAGCUCAAGCCCGGUUUCUCCCCUUCAGACGUCAUCGAGGCUCUACAAGCCCAGUCCGACCCGGAUCUCGCCCUCGACCUUUUCCGGUGGACGGCGCUGCAGCGAGGCUACAAACACAACGACUUAACUUAUCUAACAAUCAUUAAGAUCCUCAUUUCCUGCCGGAGAUACCACCUCGCUCAAACCCUAGUUGAAGAGGUAAUUGCUGGUGCUUGUGAAAUGAGUGUGCCGCUUUACAACUCUGUAAUUAGGUUCUGCUGUGGCCGGAAAACUCGGUUCAAUCGAGCUUUUGAUGUGUACAAGAAAAUGUGGAAAUCUGAUGACUGUAAACCCACGCUUGAAACUUAUGCAAUGCUGUUCAAUUCACUGCUUAGGAGAUUCAAUAAGUUGAAUGUUUCUUAUGUUUAUUUACAUUCGGUUCGUUCGUUAACGAAGCAAAUGAAAUCGUCUGGUGUGAUUCCCGAUACUUUUGUGUUGAACAUGAUCAUUAAAGCAUAUUCUAAGUGUCUUGAAGUUGAUGAAGCGAUUCGGGUUUUUCGAGAAAUGGGGUUGUAUGCUUGCCAACCGAAUUCGUAUACUUAUGGCUACAUUGCAAAAGGGUUGUGUGAGAAAGGAAGAGUUGAAGAAGGGUUGAAAUUUUACAAGGAAAUGAGAGUUAGAGGCCUGAUUCCCAGUAGCAGCACUUAUAUGAUUUUGAUUUGUAGUCUAGCAAUGGAACGCAGAUUUGAGGAAGCUAUUGAGAUUUGUUUCGAUAUGUUGUGUAAUUCUAUGGCACCGGAUUUGCUUACUUACAGAACCUUGUUAGAAGGAUUAUGUCGGGAGGGACGGGAUAGCGAAGCAUUUGAUUUACUUGAUGAGUUGAGGAAGAGGGAUAAACUGAUGAGUGAGAAAACAUUCAAGAUUCUAUUAAAUGGACUGCACACUGUUGGUAGAGAUAGUUUGUGAGGAUUGUCCACAGCAUAUUCCAUUGAAUUUCUUAGCUUGGUUCUAUGCAGGUUAACCAUUUUGGAUUAGAUCUUGAGUCAGUCUUCUGAAUGCUGGAUCGAAUUUUGUUACUGAACCUUUAAAAUUUCACUAUCUAUUUAGCUUGUUUAGAAGCGAAAUGUUGAAGAGAGCAAUUCCAUUAUUCUAGGUCAAAUGAACUAAGCACUGGUUAUUUGAUAGCUGGUGGUUUUGUAAUGGAAGCUCCACUCUGCACUUGUAAUUAUCUAUGGAGAGGUGUAAGGAUGGACGGAGCAUUAGAUCUUGAACAAUUCUCUAAAUGCUGGAAUGCAUUUUAUUACUGAACCUUGAAACUUUCAGGAUCCAUUAGCCUUGUUUAGACGCGAAAUGUGUAGAUAUUGACUUCUUGGUUCUAGGUCAAAUGGACUAUGCAUUGAAUCGACUGGUUAUGGAUGCUUGUAGAACCCUCAAGCUCUUGUAGGUGGAGGUUUGGUAAUGGAAGGCUCACACCCUAUGCUGCUGCAACUCUUGGUCGUUUGGAUUAUGUGUGCUUUCUUCUAAACUGAAUCAGUCCACAUUCGGAAUCCAAAACAAGCCACCGGGUAAGUGUUAUAGAGACAUAAAUGUUGAUUCUCUGCUCUUGUUAUUACGAACUAUUGGAUUUGAUGUAUGGUGGUGCGUCAUCUUUGGUGUUUUUCCAGCCUUAGCCACCUAUUUUUUUUUAAAUAUUAAUUGUAAUAAUGGUUAAAAUUUUAUAUUUAUUCACUUUGUUAAAAAGAAAAAGGUAAAUUUUUUUUUUUGUAAUAUUAUAUGAUCUUAUGAUAA